This is a messenger RNA of Alternaria arbusti, 462 nucleotides long. RefSeq lists its product as uncharacterized. Bases 1 to 462 code for a protein of 153 amino acids. The transcript is spliced from 2 exons. NCBI's taxonomy places the organism in Eukaryota, Fungi, Ascomycota, Dothideomycetes, Pleosporales, Pleosporaceae. The record is from RefSeq and is a predicted model, not a curated record.
AUGCCAGCUGUGGAUCUGGGGUCUAUCACACAGCUCGGGACUGGCUUCUACCCAGAAGGAGAAUUCGCGGAUAUGCUGGCUGCAAUCUCCAUAAACCCUACACUCCACGCGUUCCGUAUCCUCAAUCUCCCCAUGGUCAAUCUUAACGAAGACGGCGCAACGGUACCUGGAAAGACACAAGUCUACUUCUGCCAGAUACUCAUGCAAAACUUUGCCAAUAAGAUCUUCCGCUUCAUGGCAAACCGAGGAUCGAAUCUACGAGUUCUCGCCAUCAGGCCUAGCUCAAAAGAUGUUCGAGAUGCUGGGAAGGACUUGGGCAUUGACGCUAAUGGCCACCAAUGGCCCGAUUAUCACUACGCUCGAGGUCGGCUCACGGAAGUCACGGGCAUGAAUGGAGUGGUUGCGCAUCCUCUGAGGAACGUUCUACAGGACUUUCCUGAUUUGGUGUCGUUGUUUAAUUGA